Messenger RNA from Aptenodytes forsteri (emperor penguin), 2701 nucleotides. RefSeq names its product lysyl oxidase like 3 (gene LOXL3). Gene Ontology annotation, cellular component: membrane. Gene Ontology annotation, biological process: peptidyl-lysine oxidation; inflammatory response. Gene Ontology annotation, molecular function: copper ion binding; protein-lysine 6-oxidase activity. The record is from RefSeq and is a predicted model, not a curated record. The transcript is spliced from 14 exons. Lineage: Eukaryota; Metazoa; Chordata; Aves; Sphenisciformes; Spheniscidae. The coding region runs from base 1 to 2262 and encodes 753 amino acids.
AUGGGAAGCUGCAGCACGUGGGCAUGGCAGGAGCUGCUGGUGCUGCUGAGCAGCAUGUGGCUGUGGGGGGGCAGUGCCCAGCCCACCCCCCUGGGCCCCACGCACACCCCCGGGCCCCAGCUGAAGUUUCGCCUGGCUGGCUACCCGCGCAAGCACAACGAGGGUCGUGUCGAGGUCUUCUACAACGAUGAGUGGGGCACCAUCUGUGACGACGACUUCACGCUGGCCAAUGCACAUGUGCUGUGCCGGCACCUCGGCUUUGUGGCUGCCACUGGCUGGGCCCACAGCGCCAAGUACGGCAAAGGCAUUGGGCGGAUCUGGCUGGACAACGUGAAUUGUGCGGGAGGUGAGAAGAGCAUUGGGGACUGCAAACACCGGGGCUGGGGGAACAGCGACUGCAGCCAUGAGGAAGAUGCAGGUGUCAUCUGCAAGGAUGAGCGCAUCCCAGGCUUCAAGGACUCCAACGUCAUCGAGACUGAGCAGAGCCACGUGGAGGAGGUCCGCCUGCGGCCGGUGGUGUCCGGGGCUCGGAGGCAGCUGCCAGUGACGGAGGGCAUCGUGGAGGUGCGCCACAAGGAUGGCUGGGCACAGAUCUGCGAUGAGGGCUGGGACAGCCACCCCAGCCGCGUCAUCUGCGGCAUGAUGGGCUUCCCUGCUGAGAAGAAGGUGAACAGGAACUUCUACAAGCUCUUCACGGAGCGGCAGCAGCUCAACUACCUCCUGCACUCUGUGUCCUGCACAGGGACGGAGGUGCACCUCUCCAUGUGCGCCUUCGAGUUCUACCAGGGCAACACCUCGGCUGCCUGUGGGGCCGGCAUGCCCGCUGUCGUCAGCUGUGUAUCUGGGCCCCUCUUCGCUACUGGCAAUGCCCACAAGAAGAAGCAGCGUCAACAGCAGCAGGGCCAGCCACGGAUCCGGCUGAAGGGUGGCGCGAAGGUCGGCGAGGGCCGCGUCGAGGUGCUCAAGAGCAGCGAGUGGGGCACAAUCUGUGAUGACCGCUGGAACCUGCUGUCAGCUAGCGUGGUGUGCCGCGAGCUGGGCUUCGGCAGCGCCAAGGAGGCCCUCACUGGGGCACGCAUGGGCCAAGGGAUGGGGCCCAUCCACAUGAACGAGGUGCAGUGUCUGGGCACUGAGAAGUCCCUUUGGAGCUGCCCCUUCAAGAACAUCACGCAGGAGGACUGCAAGCACACGGAGGACGCAGCCGUCCGCUGCAACAUCCCCUACAUGGGCUACGAGAACCUGAUUCGGCUGAGCGGGGGCCGGAGCCGCUUCGAGGGGCGGGUCGAGGUGGCGGUGGGGGCUGGCGACAGGGACCAGCUGCGCUGGGGUCUGGUCUGCGGCGAAGGCUGGGGUACGCUGGAGGCGAUGGUGGCCUGUCGCCAGCUGGGUCUGGGAUUCGCUAACCACGGCUUACAAGAGACGUGGUACUGGGAUGCCAGCAAUGUGACGGAGAUGGUGCUGAGCGGGGUGAAAUGCGCCGGCCAUGAGAUGUCCCUGAGCCACUGCCAGCACCAUGGCACCAGCCUGAACUGCAGGAACACAGGCACACGCUUCGCUGCAGGCGUCAUCUGCUCCGAGACUGCAUCCGACCUGCUGCUGCAUGCCCCGCUGGUGCAGGAGACGGCGUACAUCGAGGACCGGCCACUGCACAUGCUGUACUGCGCUGCUGAGGAGAACUGCCUCUCCAGCUCGGCCCGCCUGGCCAACUGGCCCUACGGGCACCGUCGCCUGCUCCGCUUCUCCUCCCAGAUCCACAACAACGGCCGUGCCGACUUCCGCCCCAAGGCCGGCCGGCACUCCUGGGUCUGGCAUGAGUGCCACCGGCACUACCACAGCAUGGAUAUCUUCACCCACUACGACAUCCUGACCCCCAAUGGCACCAAGGUGGCAGAGGGACACAAGGCCAGCUUCUGCCUCGAGGACACUGAGUGUGAGGAAGAUGUGGCCAAGCGGUAUGAAUGUGCCAACUUCGGGGAGCAGGGCAUCACUGUGGGCUGCUGGGACCUGUACAGGCACGACAUCGACUGCCAGUGGAUCGACAUCACUGAUGUCAAGCCAGGCAACUACAUCCUGCAGGUCGUGAUCAACCCCAACUUCGAGGUGGCAGAGAGUGACUUCACCAACAAUGCCAUGAAAUGCAACUGCAAGUACGACGGGCACCGCAUCUGGGUGCACAGCUGCCACAUUGGCGAUGCACUCAGCGAGGAGGCCAACAAGCGGUUUGAGCAGUACCCCGGUCAGCUCAACAACCAGAUCUCAUAGGGCCCCAGCCCCUGGGGAGAUGGGCAUCUCCCUCCCUCGCCCCGCACAGGUGGAAGCUGCUGGGGGGCCAGCGGGGAGGCCUCAUGCCCGGCACCACCGCCACCGUGCCCUGCUGGGGACUGCCCGGGACUCUUACUGUCACCAGCUGCCCUUCCCCACCUUGGGGAGCUGAUGCUGGAGGCACUGCACACCUGCACCUCCCAGCCUGGGGCCACCAGCCCAACCACUGGCCAGAAGACUCUGCCCAUGUCCCCUGGGCUGCGGCACACGGGUACGGUCCAGGAGGUCCUGUACCCCCCACCACACCCUCCCCUCUGCUCCCAGACCCUGCCAUCCCAGUUGCACCCCACCUCCUGUUCCCCCAUUCUGCCCUGCUUCCUCUCACCCCCACAGCCCUCCCUGGGGCUCUGCCCUCAGCCGGCCCCAGGACCCACCUCCC